CCCACCCGUUUGAGGCCUCCGCGUUCACGCCGCGGAGGCGCCUACCGCUGCCCGUGGCUCGCGUGCCUCUUCGCAGACGCCCGCGCCCGCGGCCUUCCACACCGAGACCAGCAGGCCGGAGGCUGAGCCGCCAAACCUUGACACUCCAAAACCCUGACCCGCGGAACUCUGAGGUGCCAAGCCCUGACAUCGCCCAACUCUGAGGCGCGAAGCCCGGACAUUCCAAAGCACUGACCUGCCAAACUCUGAGGCUCCCAACCCUGACAUCGCCCAAACCGGAGCCGCCAAACCUUGACACUUUGAAGAUAUCUAUGAAGAAGGCAACACGCUACUUCAUCGACUUGUACCGGUUACGCCUACGAAGGAAAGUUCGGACGACAAUUAUAGAGAUAUCGCCGAAGCUGAUCUCCCUGAUGCCGCGAAGGUCAAUGACAUCAUAACGAAGCAUCUAUUAUGGUUCCCGCUUCGAUUCAUCUCACUCAACCUCUUGACAUCACCUUUUUCCCCUGUAUAAAAAUGACCCUAAAAUAAUAAUACAGAGGGAAAGCCAAUAAAGGGGUCGAGAAGUUGGGCAGACUGAGAUGAAUAAAAGCCGACGCUAAAAAGUCCAUCAUUGAAAUUGUGCAGGGACGCUGGUGGCUACACAAGAAAUGGCCAACUACUACUUUCGAGACAAGCUCUCCUCAUUCUGUUCUUUUGUUGAACCGACGACUUUUUUUCCUAAUUAGCUCAGGAGCAACCAAUCUAUCAUAUGGACACCGACACCCAUAGCAGCAGCUUUAUAAGUAAAUUCGUAAGACAAAAAGGAUGGCGCCAUUUCUUCUUAUCGCCGGUCCCGGUGCCUGACGGUUUCAUAAUCAAAGAGACCGCAGACAAUUAUGAAGACGCGCGAAUUUGUGUUUCAUCUCUGAUGCGACAUGAAAUGAGUAUUUCUUUAUGUUGUUGAAGUUGAUGUCGCCUUACCAGAUUACACCGUCACCUCCGUCGCCCUCGGUUUUCACCCGAAAGGCAUGACAUUUUCCCAUUCACACUUCAAACGCUGACGAUGAAAUUAUCCCAGCAUAUUUAUCCGUGAUGAAAUUGUUCGAGAUGCAG
Messenger RNA from Amoebophrya sp. A25, 1095 nucleotides. Lineage: Eukaryota; Dinophyceae; Syndiniales; Amoebophryaceae. The record is from the annotation of a GenBank genome assembly.